AUCAACUCCACUAUCUUCUCAACACCCAAACUGAACUUUUAACCUUAGGUACCUAGUUUGUUACACAUUCAAGGAACGGCUGGUCUUCCUUUGUACGCUUUGGAAUCAGGAACCCUACUCGGUGCUUGGCUAACUGCGGAUUCAACAUCACUCGUGAAAUCUGGUACACGACCGGCGUUGACUUUAAUUAUCCUCGCUUCACUCUCACCUCAUCAGAUCAGCUUCAAAUUCCCGCAUGCAAGCAAGCACGUGGGAUGCGAGCUCAACAACGAAAUUAAUACGAAGGAAUUGGCAGGAAAGGAAUAGAAUUGGGGAAACUGAUCGAUUCUUGUCUUGCUUAGCCGUGAAGCGACAAUUAAUUCGAGCAGAGCAUCCAUUCAUUUAUUUCACAUAAGUCUGAAUCGGCUGGAAUCCGUCACCACCACUAUCUAUGCACGAUUACCUCCCGAACCCGGCACUGAUUUACCAGGGACCGGCGCUGCCGCGUGCCCCGCUGAUCUUGAUCCACGACGGUGGUGGCACCAAUUUCAACUACCAUCUACUGAACCAGAUUGGCCGCCCGCUAUGGGGUCUCGCGAACGCUAGGCUCCACGAAGGCGGCUGGUGGGAAGGUGGUAUCCCUCAGAUGGCUACCUACUAUGUUGGACUUCUUUCUAAGGCUAUCCCCGAGGGCGGCGACAUCCUCCUCGGAGGUUGGUCACUGGGGGGGCUCUUAUCCCUCGAGAUGGCGCACCGGAUUGCCGUAGCGAGGCGCGACGGUGGUACGGGGGCUAAGUUUCGGGUUAAAGGCAUGGUCUUCCUCGAUAGCCUCUGCCCAAGCUACUCGGCCGAGAUGCGGGCGCGGCUACCGUCUGAGCCCGUAGUGUUAUCAGCCCACGAGUCGGAGGCCAUGAAACUGAAAGAGAAAGUCAACGUGAACAUGACACACGCCCGCAUCAUGGUGUCAUUCUGGAAUUUACCACGCUGGGAGGAUGGGCUGCAGGCACCGCCAACCAUCCUCCUACGAGCAAAAGAGUGGUUCAACCGCGACCCGUCCAAGAGCUUCGUCGAUUUCACGCGCGAAGAACGACUUUUGGGCUGGAGUAAUUACAACGAGGAACACGGUAGCUUCAUUAAAGAUAUUGUGGAUAUAGAAGGUCACCACUUUUCCAUUUUUAAUUUUGAUUAUCUUGACGAUCUCACGAGGAAGGUCCGCGCCGCAGCAGACCGGUUGGACCCGCUUGGGUUUUAACGGGUAAUACCUAAUAGUCGCUUCCUGUCUAUUAGAAUUACACUACAAUGAGACGUUCAGGGUUGGUUUCUAGAACAGGCGUUACACGGGGUACUGCAUAAUGAUGAUAGCUAAACUAUAAAGUAUAACAUGGUUACAUGUGCAUGUUAUUGAGUUUAUAGACCAUGUAACUAACGUAUAGGCAGAAGU
Molecule: messenger RNA, 1420 nt
Organism: Daldinia decipiens
Lineage: Eukaryota; Fungi; Ascomycota; Sordariomycetes; Xylariales; Hypoxylaceae
Product: alpha/beta-hydrolase
Exons: 3
Coding region: 431-1231 (266 amino acids)
Biological process (GO): biosynthetic process
Source: RefSeq, a predicted model, not a curated record